This is a messenger RNA of Odocoileus virginianus texanus, 3403 nucleotides long. The record is from RefSeq and is a predicted model, not a curated record. Lineage: Eukaryota; Metazoa; Chordata; Mammalia; Artiodactyla; Cervidae.
CCCUAGAUGCGGGGAAAGACUUCCUCCUGGAAGCCCUGAGUGGUUAGGAGUUAGUCGAGUGAAGAGAAGCGAAGUCACAGAUGCAGAGGCCUACAGGCAAAGGACAAAUUUGAGGAACUGAAAAGAUUCACAUGAUCGGUCUUGGGGGAAGAACUUGAGACGCUCCCCUUGUGCCCUGACCACAGCCGGCUAUGUGUCACCGGCCGUCUCCUCCACUAGCCGUGAGCUCCUCCAGGGCAAGGGACCUUGUCUCAGUGUGUAAAUAUGUCGCCGUGGAGCUGAAGUCAGCCUUUGAGGAAACUGGCAAGACCAAGGAGGUGAUCGACACAGGCUAUGGCAUCCUGGACCGGAAGGCCUCAGGCGUCAAAUAUACCAAGUCGGACUUAAGGUUAAUCGAAGUCACGGAGACCAUUUGCAAGCGGCUCCUGGACUACAGCCUGCACAAGGAGAGGACCGGCAGCAACCGAUUCGCUAAGGGCAUGUCAGAGACGUUUGAGACGCUACACAACCUGGUGCACAAAGGGGUCAAGGUGGUGAUGGACAUCCCCUACGAGCUGUGGAACGAGACCUCGGCAGAGGUGGCUGACCUCAAGAAGCAGUGCGACGUCCUGGUAGAGGAGUUCGAGGAGGUGAUCGAGGACUGGUACAGAAACCACCAGGAGGAGGACCUGACUCAGUUCCUCUGCGCCAACCACGUGCUGAAGGGCAAGGACGCCAGCUGCCUGGCAGAGCAGUGGUCUGGCAAGAAGGGGGACACAGCCGCCCUGGGAGGCAAGAAAUCCAAGAAGAAGAGCGGUCGGGCCAAGGCUCUGGGUGGCGGCGGCAGCAAACAGAGGAAGGAGCUGGGCGGCCUCGAGGGAGACCCCAGCCCCGAGGAGGAUGAGGGCAUCCAGAAGGCUUCCCCGCUCACACACAGCGCCCCGGAUGAGCUCUGAGCCUAACCUAGCGGCUCCUGCUGACCGAGAGCCUGAGCUGGGAGCCGAAGGGUCUGGGGCCCCUGGCUCCCGCAGGCGCAGCAGCGCGGGGCCUCAGCGGUGCCUGCCUGGCCGGUGCCGCCUCCUGCCAUGGAAACUCCAGCCCCGGGAGAACUCGGAUCAGCCGCGGGCAGCCCGGGCCAGCCUCUUCCCUCUGCCCAGCGUUCCUCUCCCGACCCAGACUUCAGGCGGGCCCCAUAAUCUCAGGACUGCCGAGGACUCCGGUGUGAACUCUGGUGGGCAGGUGUCGAGCUGGACCCGGGACUGGGGCUCCAGAGCCCCCCACCCCCUUGCUCCUCCAGCACCAGCUCCUCCUCUCCGCAUCCCCUCUUCCUGUGGACACCUUGUGCUCUGCCCGGCCCUCCCCUGGGGCUCACAGAGUAAAAACCUUUUGGCCUUUUUCAUUCAGAUUUCUGAGUCCCCUUCAGCUGCUCAGAGGGGCCGGAGCCCCCUGCCACUCUUUCCUGCCCCCUGCUCCCACCGUGGGCUGAGGAUGGGAGGCUGUUCUGAAACCUGCUAGCCGUGGGGAAAGCAGGUGCAGGGAGGGCCCCGGGGCUGUGGCUGGGGUGAGGGCCGGGCCUCGGGAAUGGGGUGGGCAUCGUGCCCCGGCCCUGGCCCUCAGUUGCCUGUGGUCUCCCUGAGCUGCUCAGGCCUGGAGCACCGCCCUCUCUCCUUCCUGGCCUCCCGCCUCCCCUCUCCCCUCCAAGGCCUUCCCGUUGGUUGUGUAAAGUGAGCCCAGUGACCCCACCAGCCCCAGCCCUUCCUCUCCACGUCCUGCCUCUUGGCUUCUGGCCUCUUGGUCUUGACCCUUGUUCCCUGAUGACCACACCUGACCACUCUGCGCUCCCUAGCCCUUGUGCCAGGAACCCACAGGGAAGGACGGCCAAGCCCCCAACAACACCGGUUACACCAUGUUCUCUGGGAGCAGGGGACGAACAGCAAGGCUGGCCUCUGAGGAGAAGGGGUGGGAGGCACCUCCCGGUCUGUCCUGAGGGCAGAGAUCGGUGGUGGCGUCAGAAGCAAUAGUGAUGACGGCUGCGGGUAGUCCGUGCUUUAACCCUACAGGUGCCCCAGACUCCAGCUUCUGGCAAAAAUGCUCUGGGGUCCCCUCCCCAGGGCUGGGGACAGCCAGGCCACAGAGAGUGGAGCAGACUGGAAGCUGCUGCUGCCCUGAGUCAUGAGGCUUGGAACAGGCCCUGAGAGGAUGAUUCUUUGUGGUCUAGUGACCCCCCCGCCAACUGCGGUGCGGAGACUGUCCCCAUGUUGGAGGGGCUGUGGGCAGAGAAGCCACUCUAGACUCUGGUCCCAUCCUGGACUCUGUUCUGAGUGUAGAUGACUGGGGAGAGGUCAGGCAUUGGAACUCAGGGCUAGGGAACCAUUUGCAGCCCCCUGGACUGUCUACAAUUUGGUGGCCAGUCUCUGACUCUCCCUUUCUGUCACUAUUCCACAGCUCCAGUGCUUGGCUUAAUUUUGUCCCCAGAGCUUCACUGUCCUGUGAAUAGGAUGAGACAAAGACCAGGAGCCCAAUCCCAGGCCUAGGCUGGGACUGGAGGGAGGGCAGCGUGGUGACUGCUCUGCUCUUUGACCUGUGGCUGCUGGAGGAUGAGCGCCCUCACCCACACCCCGCACCCCCCACCCCCUGUCCCCACAAGGCCAGGCAUGUUGCACACUCUAGUUCUCUUCCCACCCACCCACCCACCCUAGCAGGCAGCUUCUCCCUGGCCCAGCCUAGGAAAGAAAGCAGGAUCCACUUUCCAGGUUUUCCUUUCCCUCUCCCCACCACACAUACCAGCCUUUCUGAGCUUGACUAUAGCCUCCCACUUUCCCACAACCCUUCUCUCCAUAAGGUGAGGGGUCUGGCUGAGCUUCAGUGAACCAGGAUGGUUUCUACCCUCACGUGGACCUAAAAGUCACUUGGAUGCUUGUCAGACAGAUGUCUGGGUGCCGCUCAGACUUGCCAGUCUGGGGAUCUAGGAGUCGGCAUGGCUGUUAGGAGGAGGUCGGCUGGAACCCACUUCACCAGGAGGAAUUUGGAUGUUGUGUUAAGAGGGGCCGGGACCUCAAUGAAGCCACACUGGAAGGAAGUCUUGUCCUCAGAAACAUGAAUUGUCAGCACCUUAGAGAGGAUGUGUUGAAGACUUCUGUCAUCCAGAACCUCAAAGGCUAAUGGACUAGCCACAAGUCCAGUUUGUUCAAGUUCAGCGACAGUCAAGUCUCAGGGGAUGGGGCACUGUAGGCUCAGAAGUGGCUGCCUCAGGGCCCCUGUGUAUUUGUUUGAAGCCACAGCUCCUAGGAGGCAGGCUCCUCUUUAUUUCCAAGUCCCUGGGUGGUGUUUCCCUGCAACACCUUUUUGCAACUUAGCGGUGCUUUUCACACCUGUGACUCCCCUCUGUCAGACAGUUGUUUUAAUAAAAGUUUUGUUAGAAUAA